Messenger RNA from Brachypodium distachyon (stiff brome), 2193 nucleotides. Its product is annotated as chaperonin CPN60-1, mitochondrial. Gene Ontology annotation, cellular component: cytosol; mitochondrion. Gene Ontology annotation, molecular function: ATP binding; ATP-dependent protein folding chaperone. The transcript has 18 exons. The coding region runs from base 124 to 1851 and encodes 575 amino acids. Lineage: Eukaryota; Viridiplantae; Streptophyta; Magnoliopsida; Poales; Poaceae. Gene Ontology annotation, biological process: protein refolding. The record is from RefSeq and is a predicted model, not a curated record.
CUCUCACCGGUUUCUUUCCUCCUCCCCAAGUUGUUCUCCUCUCUUAUUCUCCCCCUCCCGCUCGCCGCCUCCUAGCUCCCCGGAACCACCCGCAAGAUCCAACACUUCCUUCCCUCCUUCGCCAUGUACCGCGCGGCCGCCAGCCUCGCCUCCAAGGCCCGGCAAGCCGGGAGCAGCGCCCGCCAGGUUGGGAGCAGGCUAGCCUGGAGCAGGAACUAUGCUGCCAAGGACAUCAGGUUUGGCGUCGAAGCCCGGGCCUUGAUGCUGAGUGGUGUCGAAGAGUUGGCUGACGCAGUUAAAGUGACCAUGGGUCCUAAGGGACGCACUGUCAUUAUUGAGCAAAGCUUUGGUGCUCCAAAAGUUACAAAGGAUGGAGUGACCGUUGCAAAGAGCAUCGAAUUCACUGACAGGGUAAAGAAUGUUGGUGCAAGUCUUGUGAAGCAGGUUGCUAAUGCGACUAAUGAUACUGCUGGGGAUGGUACAACAUGCGCUACUGUUCUGACAAAGGCUAUAUUCACUGAGGGUUGCAAGUCUGUAGCAGCUGGAAUGAAUGCAAUGGAUCUGAGACGAGGUAUCUCGAUGGCUGUUGAUUCUGUGGUGACAAACCUGAAGGGUAUGGCGAGAAUGAUCAACACGCCGGAGGAGAUAGCACAGGUGGGUACUAUAUCAGCUAAUGGGGAAAGGGAGAUUGGUGAGCUCAUUGCAAAGGCUAUGGAGAAGGUUGGUAAGGAGGGAGUUAUCACCAUUGCGGAUGGUAAAACUCUUUACAAUGAGCUUGAUGUUGUGGAAGGCAUGAAGUUUGAGAGGGGUUACAUCUCUCCGUACUUCAUUACCAACCAAAAGAGCCAGAAGUGUGAACUAGAGGAUCCCUUAAUCUUGAUACAUGAGAAGAAGAUAUCCAGUUUUCCCGCGAUGGUCAAGGUGUUGGAAUAUGCUCUCAAGAUGAAAAAGCCUCUGCUUAUUGUUGCAGAAGAUUUAGAAAGUGAAGCACUGGGUACCCUGAUUAUUAACAAGCUUCGCAUAAACAUGAAGGUCUGUGCAGUGAAAGCUCCUGGUUUUGGAGAGAACAGGAAAUCUAACUUACAGGACCUUGCUAUCCUUACAGGGGGUGAAGUCAUAACCGAGGAACUUGGAAUGAACCUUGAGAACUUUGAGCCUCAUGUGCUGGGUACUUGCAAGAAGGUUACGGUAUCUAAGGAUGACACAGUUGUCCUUGAUGGAGCUGGAGAUAAGAAAGCCAUUGAAGAGAGAGCUGAACAGCUGAGAUCUGCAAUUGAGGAAAGCACUUCUGACUAUGAUAAGGAAAAGAUACAGGAGCGAUUGGCAAAGCUUUCUGGUGGUAUCGCUGUUCUGAAGAUUGGUGGAGCGAGUGAACCUGAAGUUGGUGAAAAGAAGGACAGAGUGACUGAUGCCCUAAAUGCUACAAAAGCUGCAGUAGAGGAGGGCAUUGUUCCAGGUGGUGGUGUUGCCCUUCUUUAUGCCUCAAGAGAUCUCGAUAAGUUGCAGACUGCCAACUUUGACCAAAAGAUUGGUGUCCAGAUCAUUCAAAAUGCUUUGAAGACCCCAGUACACACCAUUGCGUCAAAUGCUGGUGUAGAAGGAGCUGUCAUUGUUGGCAAGCUCUUGGAACAGGAUAAUACUGACCUAGGCUAUGAUGCUGCCAAAGGUGAGUAUGUGGACAUGAUAAAGGCUGGUAUCAUUGACCCACUCAAAGUGAUCAGAACAGCCCUGGUGGAUGCUGCAAGUGUGUCGUCUCUGAUGACCACCACAGAAGCUAUCAUUGUUGAGACCCCCACGGAAGAGAAGUCGGCACCUGCAAUGGGUGGUGGCAUGGGCGGGAUGGGUUUCUAACUCACGGAUUCGUGCCAAAACAAUGUGAUUAUGUGAAACACUUAGGCUAGUAUCAUUGGGCAGUAUGGAUUCUUCGCUAUGGACUUGCCAGUGUCUUUUUGCAGUACGGAUUCAUCUCUAUGGAUGAGGAGGCUAUCACAUUUUGUAUUCUUCGACAAGAAGAUUCAAACUUGAAACAGAGUUUAUGGUGGUUCCAUACAAGCAUUGGACUUGAAAUUAAGAACUGAAGCUCUUUUAUGCCUAGAUGGCUAGAUGUAGUCUUUUGAGGUUCACUGUGUUGACUAUGCCAAUGCGCAAUUCGCAAGAUGUGGUUAUAUCUGUAUACAUAGUAGACUGUUCCCA